Molecule: messenger RNA, 3285 nt
Organism: Trichoderma virens Gv29-8
Lineage: Eukaryota; Fungi; Ascomycota; Sordariomycetes; Hypocreales; Hypocreaceae
Product: ankyrin protein
Exons: 4
Coding region: 1-3285 (1094 amino acids)
Biological process (GO): nucleoside metabolic process
Molecular function (GO): protein binding; ATP hydrolysis activity
Source: RefSeq, a predicted model, not a curated record
AUGGACGACAACAAUGGCCCACCAAGUCAAUUAACUCGACACGACUACACUGUCGGCUGGGUUUGCGCCCUACCCAAAGAGCAGGUAGCAGCUAUUGCUAUGCUUGAUCGAAGGCACCCUAAGAUUGAGAAGCCUUCAGAUGAUCCUAAUUCUUACAAUCUUGGCUCCAUUGGAAGCCACAAUGUUGUAAUAACCUGCUUACCGAAAGGCCAAGUUGGAACUAUUGAGGCAGGUAUUACGGCUAGUCGCAUGCUAAUAACGUUUCCUUCCAUCAAGAUUGGCCUUAUGGCCGGUAUUGCUGGUGGUGUGCCAUCCAAUGGAGUCAGACUUGGGGAUGUUGUAAUUGGUACCCCUUCUGGAGAAUACCCAGGUGUCGUCCAGUGGGACCUUGGUAAAAUAGAAUCGGGAGGCAUACUUAAAAGAACGGGAGCGCUCAACAAAUCACCAAAAGCAUUAUUGACAGCAGUCUCUACAUUAGAGACAGAGCAUCAAUUGGGGGGGUCUACUAUUCCGCAACGUUUGGAGGAACUCCGAACCAAAUGGCCGAGAUUGGUUGAUAAGUAUUGCUGGUCACAAAAGCUCACCGACCCGCUAGCAACAGAAGGAAGCCGAAAUAUAUAUCGAGAACCUGAAGUUCAUUACGGUAUUAUUGCUUCAGGUGAUCGAGUCAUCAAAGAUGCAGAGACUCGGGACUGCCUAAACGAAAGCUUGGGCGGAAAGGUUUUGGCGAUCGAAAUGGAGGCAGCAGGUCUCAUGGAUAAUUUCCCCUGCAUUGUAAUUCGGGGUAUCUGUGAUUAUGCCGACUCUCACAAAAAUGACGAGUGGCAAGAGUAUGCUGCAGCCGUUGCCGCAGCUUGUUCGAAAGAGCUAUUGGAGGUCUUAGACCCUGGCGCUGUUGCUGCGGAGAGCCCUCUGACAGCCCUCGUAGGUCGCGUGCACAAGAGUGUUAUGGAGGUUAAAACGGACGUGGCCUCGAUGAGGUCGAUUCUCCAUGAGAAGGAAGAUCAGAAACUUCUUGAAUGGAUCGCUCCGAUAGAUUAUAAUCCCCAGUAUUAUGAUCUGAUACGGAGACGACAACAAGGUACUUCCCAAUGGAUUCUACAAAGGAGGGAAUACCAUACCUUUUUAGAGUCCGACAAGCAGAUACUCCUCUGCCAUGGGAUACCCGGAGCUGGAAAAUCUAUCAUUGCGGCCACAGUGAUUGAUGAUCUCCAACGUCGAUUCCGAGCAGAUCUAUCGGUAGGAAUUGCAUUCAUCCUUGGAAAUUUUAAAAGGAAGGAGGACCAAAAGGUCGAAGACUUACUUGCCGGGAUCGUUCGACAGUUAGCUCAAUGUGGCGGCAGACCCAUGGAACAUGUUAGAGCUCUCCAAGAACUACACCGAGCUCGAAAAACGAGACCCUCCGUAACAGAAAUAUCCGAGACCUUGAAGGUUAUUUUGAUGGAUUUUUCAAAGGUCGUGCUUGUCGUUGAUGCUUUCGAUGAGCUUUAUUCCCCCGACGGUACUCGCGAUGCGUUCUUACAAGAGCUCCAUAGUCUACAAACCCACAGCAAUCUCAAUAUUCUAAUCACUUCUAGGCCCCUACCCGAUAUUAUGUGUCAGUUCGAAAAUGGCACAAUGUUGGAGAUAUUAGCAACAAGCUCUGACAUAGAAACGUACCUGGAAGGACAGAUGGAUCGAUUACCAAAGUUCAUACGGAAGAAGCCAGAAUUAAAGAAACAAGUCAGAGAAGCUAUCUUAGGGUCUUUCCAAGGAAUGUUUCUUCUCGCCCAACUAUACGUUGAAUCCCUGGUGGGAAAGGUAUCUGUAAAUGCUCUUAGAGCUGCCGUGGAGAACUUGCCACACGGACCAGAGGAAGAAGUGUACGGAAUUGCUUAUGAAGAACAGAUGAGUCGUGUUGUGAAUCAAUCCAAGGAUCGGUGGGAGCUUGCAGAGAAAAUUCUAGUUUGGAUCAUCUGCGCCAAGCGGCCGCUAGAUGUACUAGAACUACAACACUUGCUUGGGGUUGUGCUUGGCGAAACUACAUUGGACAAGGACAAUCUACCAGAAAUCGACGACAUGGUUUCAGUGUGCGCCGGUUUAGUUACCAUCGAGCGUCCAUCCAAUAUCAUUCGACUGGCUCACUACACCACACAUGAGUAUUUGGAUCGAACACGCAACCGAUGGUUCGAGACUGAAAGAGUUGAUAUUGCGAGGACAUGUCUAACCUAUCUGUAUAACGACGCCCCUCAAAAAUUGCUUAACUCCUUCACAAAAGUCUAUAUCUUUCAAGAACAUACAUCAAUUCCUCCUGGCUACGAAUAUGCGUCAAAUUUCUGGGAGUGCCAUAUCCAGGAAGAAUGCAUACCAACUGAGGAAGUUGUUGCGUUCCUUGAAAAUCAACUUGCGGUCCAAGCAUCAUGGAACUUUAGAACGCGAUUGGUCUUGGAGUACAUAGACCUUGAAUUUACGGGGCUACAUCUUGCGGCGUGGCUUGGCUUAGAUGAAGCUGCCCAGAUCCUUCUCACAGAAGUUUAUCCCAUUGAUGUAUAUACCGCCAGUGGGCGAACGCCGUUAUCUUACGCCGCGGAGGGUGGUCACGCAUCAAUGAUAGAUAUGCUGCUCAAAAACGGAGCGCAUACCGAUUUGGCAUACAACGAGAAUUUUCCCCUCGUGAUUGCCGCCCAGAAAGGCCAUGACACGGUCAUAAAGCUGCUCCUUCAGCAUGGUGCCGAUGUCAAUAGCAAGGCUGGUGGACACACGGCUGUUUUUUGGGCUGCUCGGAGUGGCCAUCAAGAAGUUGUGAAAACACUUCUCAAGGGCGGAGCGAAAGCCAAUUAUUACCACUAUACAGGAAAUACUCUGCUGUUAGAGGUCAUGAAAUAUGGACAUCAAGGCAUUGCCUGUUUAUUAAUUGAAAACGGCGCUGGUGUGCACGCAUGGCACGGCAGUAAACGAGCGCCUUUAUUCUAUGCCGCUGAAUUGGGACUCGAUGAAGUUGUCCAAACACUUAUUAAGUUUGGAGCCGACGUGAAUGAACAGGACGGGUCGGGUUUAACACCUCUCUCCUAUGCCAUUAAAGGAGGACAUCACGCCAUUGCGCAAAUACUACGGGACAGUAAUACUGAACACAGCGAUGAGAAUGACGCAGGGCCAGCUGAAGAGUCGCUGGGCUUACCAAUGCACUUAGUUUGGGAACAGUUAUUAAGUGGAAAGAAGCCUUUAUUUAACAUAAAGGAAAAGAUUGUUGUUAAUUUUGAAGAUAAGGAAGAAAUGGAACGUGUUUUUAAUAAUACUUCUUUAUAA